AUGGCCCGGUCCAGCGGAGUUCAUUUCCUCGCGCAGUCAGUCCUGCAGGCGAAGGGGCUCGAGACUCUCACCUUGUCACCCUUUGAGAUCCACUUCUCCCAGACCCGCAUAAGGUCAGAGUUUCAAGAUGGGCGUCCUUUGCAGCUUGCGCUGGAUGAGAUCCAGGUGAUGCCCAACGGGCAAGGAGAGGACUUUCUCCUGGUGCCGCCAUUUCCCCGAAUCGAGGUUACGAGGUGGCGCUGCAAGCUGCGGGACAGCACUGGCGCUGCAAAGCUGAGCGAAGGGGGCCAGGAGCUCUACAGCCAGGAGGAGCGCUGGUUCAGCUUUGACAAUCGCCGGCUUUGUUGCCUGCAGCGCGCUGCUGCACAGCAUUGGCCGAAGAAAGUAUGCUGCGAAGUGGUUGAGAUCCCACAGACAUUGGCGCGGACCCGCGAGUUGCGAAAGUUCGACACGCGAAAUACCGGGCUGAGUGUCCUCGUGGGGCGACGCGAUGAUCCCAAUCCGGAGAAAUGGUGCUGGCGCACGGAGGUUGGAUUGCCCACUGAGUCCGAGCAGGAGAUUGGUGUGGUUCUGCCCGGUCUCCGCCAUCGGGGAGGGCGUCCACAGGAAUCUGAGCAAGGACACCUUCCUUUCAAGCGCAAUGGACGACGGAGGUCCAA
Symbiodinium necroappetens is the source of this 659-nucleotide messenger RNA. Lineage: Eukaryota; Dinophyceae; Suessiales; Symbiodiniaceae. The record is from the annotation of a GenBank genome assembly.